GGGGCUGCUCAGCUCCAGGAACGACCGGAAGUGAAUCGGCCCUGCGGCGGCCGCAGCAGCGGGAGCCGACACAGAGGACGCUGGCCUUGUGGCCCCAGAAGUGGCGGAGCGGGCCGAAAACCGACAGGACUUGCCCAUUCGGAAGCUCGGUUCUGAGCUGGGCAGGAUGGAUCUGCACCAGCCUGGCACUGGCCGCUACCUGGUGCUCCACAAUGAAGAGGAUAAUCCAGAAUCAUCUGCUAUAGAGCAGCCAUCAACUUCAAACGCAGCACCACAAACAGUACAGAUUGCUCCUUCAACACCUGUGGUUGAUACUGACUCUUCACCUCCACCUUACAGUAGUAUUACUGUGGAAGUACCUUCAACUUCAGAUUCAGAAGUUUAUAAUGAAUUUUAUCCUGUGCCACCUCCCUACAGUGUUGCUACCACUCUACCUACAUAUGAUGAAGCUGAGAAGGCUAAAGCUGAUGCAAUGGCAGCUGCAGCAGCAGAAACACCUCAAAGAAUCCAGGAAGAAGAGUGUCAACCAAGAGAUGAUUUCAGUGAAGCAGACCAACUUAGAGUGGGUAAUGAUGGCAUUUUUAUGCUGGCAUUUUUCAUGGCAUUUAUUUUCAACUGGCUUGGGUUUUGCUUGUCAUUCUGUAUAACCAAUACCAUAGCUGGAAGGUAUGGUGCUAUCUGUGGAUUUGGUCUUUCAUUGAUAAAAUGGAUCCUUAUUGUCAGGUUUUCUGAUUAUUUUACUGGAUAUUUCAAUGGGCAGUAUUGGCUUUGGUGGAUAUUUCUUGUACUGGGGCUCCUCCUUUUCUUCAGAGGAUUUGUUAAUUAUCUGAAAGUGAGAAAUAUGUCUGAGAGUAUGGCAGCUGCUCACAGAACAAGGUAUUUCUUCUUAUUGUAAAGACUGCAUUGACCAGACAUUCCUUUCCUAUGCCAAUGUGAAAUAUCCAGAUGAUUUAUAAGCCAACAACUUUAAUAGAAGACUACUAAGAACAGAAGAAGGAUACAGCUUCAAAACUGAAUGGCAGGAUGGUUUAUGCUUAAAAGUAAUUUUGUUCAUUAUCUUAAAUGUUUAUAUUUCGUUUGUUUUGCACAUUGGUAUAUGUGCUUACUUAAAAGAUCUACAUAUGCUUGAAAUAACCAUAAAGUUAAUAGUCAAAUACAGUUAAUUUGGUCAACCAGUGUUCAGUAUCAUUGAAAACUUAAGUGAUAGUCUUCCAGCAUGUAAAUGCCACUGACUUCUGACCUGACAUUUAUUAUAAUAAAUAUUAUUAGUCAUGUCAAAUGAUCUACUUUCUGGCUCUUAGAUUUAUCUAGUAACUUUCCACAAAAAAAAUAUCUUCUGUUAUAUAUGUAGUUUCUUGAAAUCUGCAGUGUUGUUAGAUUUUUGACCAUUAUAUUUACAUUAUUCAGUAAAAUUUGUUCUGUAGAUAACCAUGAGUAAAUUACUAUCUCCGUUGCUUUCUUAGAAAUUGUAUCUAGGUAUAUUUUCAUUAACUUUAAAUUAAGUGAACUUAAUAAAUGUCUGUAUAUAAAUUAGGUGUUAAAGAUAUAGAUUGCUUUAGGACAAAAUUUAUGAAAAUAUUAGUGUACCAAAUGAUCUUUACAAGAAAAGAAUUUUUCUUAAGGAUUCUAGGGAUUCUCAAAUGAGGACCUUAAUUUUCUUAGCAUUAUCCGUCUUAGAGAUUUUUGCAGGCAGCAAUUUUAUUAGAUAUAUUAAUUUCAUUUAAGAUGCUUUUGAAAAAAACUUGUCAUAAUUUUUCUCAUUUGCAGUUGAAACCAAUAAAAGCAUCCUUUGAUGUCAUUGUAAAAUUUUUUAUUUAGAUGUUUAAGUUUAGCAAAUAAAAACUCAUACUAUUAAUAACUUCUUGCUUUAUUAUAAUAGGAUUAACCUGUAAAACUCAUGUCCUAAAUAAGAUCGCAAACUAUGCUUUCAAGUUAUGAAAAUAUGUUCAUUUGUGGAGUUUAGGGUAAGGUGUGUAUGCAAUGUGUAUGCUUACUGAGAAUGAGUGUAUGUAGGGGUGUAGGUUGGGGCUGGAAAUUAAAAAUGGAUGAUAAUAACCUUAUAACUGGAAUCUACAUUCAUUACUAUUGUGUUUUGCUUCUUGCAAAUAGUUUUUUUAUCUCAUUUGUUUGUUUUCAGUUAUAUCUUUACUUUUGAGUGCCAGCAUUAACAAUUUUAAGAAUUCUAUCAUCUUUUAAACUUAUAAGUCAUUUAAUUCAGCCAUAUAAAACAUACUAAAAUUGGUUGCUCCUUUAUUGUUAGUGACUACUGCAAGAAGAUUUGUCUAAAUGUUCAGGGACAUUUUUCCAGUUCUUAAAAAUCAAUUUACCAUGCUUUAUAACCUCUUUUGUAUUUCUGUAUUAUCUGAUUUUUUUUCAUUGUCUUUGAUAAAUAAAAACAUCCUUUUUUGUUUUGCUA
Messenger RNA from Echinops telfairi (small Madagascar hedgehog), 2416 nucleotides. It is a transcript of the gene NDFIP2, whose product is annotated as Nedd4 family interacting protein 2. The record is from RefSeq and is a predicted model, not a curated record. The coding region runs from base 167 to 895 and encodes 242 amino acids. Gene Ontology annotation, molecular function: WW domain binding. The transcript is spliced from 8 exons. Lineage: Eukaryota; Metazoa; Chordata; Mammalia; Afrosoricida; Tenrecidae. Gene Ontology annotation, cellular component: perinuclear region of cytoplasm; endoplasmic reticulum; Golgi apparatus. Gene Ontology annotation, biological process: positive regulation of protein ubiquitination; metal ion transport; ubiquitin-dependent protein catabolic process.